This is a messenger RNA of Hibiscus syriacus, 1083 nucleotides long. Its product is annotated as lipid phosphate phosphatase epsilon 2, chloroplastic-like. Gene Ontology annotation, cellular component: endoplasmic reticulum membrane; intracellular membrane-bounded organelle. Gene Ontology annotation, molecular function: dolichyldiphosphatase activity. The record is from RefSeq and is a predicted model, not a curated record. NCBI's taxonomy places the organism in Eukaryota, Viridiplantae, Streptophyta, Magnoliopsida, Malvales, Malvaceae. Bases 16 to 843 code for a protein of 275 amino acids. Gene Ontology annotation, biological process: protein N-linked glycosylation; lipid biosynthetic process. The transcript is spliced from 4 exons.
AAUUUCCCCAAAAACAUGUUUUCCAUUUCAACUCCUUUCCAGCCCCUACUCUUUAAAUUCAAGCGUAAUUCUUCACCUAAGCCCUUUGACCCAGAAUUUUCCCUUUGUCUUCGAACCCGGAAAACUAGUUUUCUUGGGGGGAUUUUGACCCAAAAAAUUGGGCUGCGGGAUCGUUCAAGAACUAUGAUUCAAACUUCGGUGUUAAAAGACUCCAGGGACGGAGACGAUGCUACUCAAGUGCUCGAAGUUGAACAAGAAGGUCUCAUCGACGGAUCAAUACGGGUCCAAAGUUUCGAGGCCACUUUGAAUCGUCUGAGCAAGUGGUUGGUGGCGGCUUUGUUCGGUGUGGUGAUACUUUGGAGGCACGACGCCGAGGCUUUAUGGAUGGCGAUGGGUUCGAUUGUGAACGCGCUGCUCUCAGUUGCGCUGAAACGCGUCCUGAACCAGGAGCGGCCUGUGGCCGGGGUUAAGUCCGACCCGGGGAUGCCAUCUUCUCAUGCUCAAUCCAUUUUCUUCACUGUCGUCUUCACUAUAGCUUCAAUUUUGGAAUGGAUGGGAGUUAAUGAACUUUCUGUGAGCAUCUCCGUUCUGGCUCUGGCAUUCGGUUCAUAUUUUUCAUGGCUUCGAGUGUCACAAAAGCUUCAUACGAUCAAUCAAAUUCUUGUGGGUGCUGUCGUAGGUUCGAUUUUCUCAGUUUUGUGGUACCUAUCAUGGGAUGCUGUUGUUUUGGAAGCAUUUAAUUCUUCCUUGUUGGUAAGGGUAAUUGUUCUUCUGGCUUGUGCUGGAUUUGGCCUAGGCUUUCUUCUAUACGUGAUUCAGUAUUGGUUCAAGGAUGAAAGAUGAACUCUGUAUUUACGUUUCAAACUCAUCCUAGGCAAUUUGUCUGUCAUGAUGUUUUCCAACAGUUCCAACAACUGAUUCACUGUUUACUAACUGUUGAAAAUGCGGUCCGAGUAAGAAAUCAAUGUACUCGAAAUAGGAUGCCAUGUCGAAACUUUCAGAAAGAUGCUUUAUGAAUUGUAAGAGAUGGUCACCAAUGGACUGUAGAGUGCAACUGAAGACUCGGGAGUUGAGCUGCAUCUA